This is a messenger RNA of Knipowitschia caucasica, 669 nucleotides long. The record is from the annotation of a GenBank genome assembly. NCBI's taxonomy places the organism in Eukaryota, Metazoa, Chordata, Actinopteri, Gobiiformes, Gobiidae.
AUGUCCACAAUCAAAGGAAUUUCCACAGAUCUCAAGAACUCAAAAGUGGAGAAAGUUAUUGGCAAAACAGGCGACAACCUCACUGUGGAAUGUCCUCUUAAAGUCCUGAUCCGAAAGCCUUCUGCAGACUGCGUCCAGGACUACGCCAAGUGCCGGUCCUAUUUCCAAGCACUCAUGUUCCUACGCAGUGAAGGAAGCAGCGAAACAAUCGUUAAGACGGACCAGGACCACGGCGAGAGCGGCCGGCACAGUCUCCAGUACUCAGAACGUUUGGUGACCGUGGGAAUCUUCAACAUUUCCAAAGCCGACGAGGGGCUGUACGUGUGCGGAGCCGUGGCACCUUCUGGGAACACAUCCUCCACGCUGUUUCAAGUCCUGGUGGAAGACGCAGAUGUAUUGAAGGCCCCAACUCGACCACGGUCCCUGCUGCUGCUACUGCUGCUGGUCCCUGCUGUGCUGCUGUUGGUUGGAGGACUGUGGGUCUGCAGAAAGAAGAAGUCAAACCGUGAUUCCCCCAAAGCAGAGACUUCAGGCGAUAUCAAAUUACAGGACGAACUGUACGAGAACUGUCCUGCUCGUCCCUUGGACUCUGCAGACGGCACGUACCAGUCUCUUUGUGUGGAAACCAGAGACCACAACAUCUACAGCUGUCUGAAUCCUGCGCAGUGA